This is a messenger RNA of Nothoprocta perdicaria, 1681 nucleotides long. It is a transcript of the gene SLC25A47, whose product is annotated as solute carrier family 25 member 47. Lineage: Eukaryota; Metazoa; Chordata; Aves; Tinamiformes; Tinamidae. Gene Ontology annotation, molecular function: transmembrane transporter activity. The transcript is spliced from 7 exons. Gene Ontology annotation, biological process: transmembrane transport. Bases 84 to 1046 code for a protein of 320 amino acids. The record is from RefSeq and is a predicted model, not a curated record. Gene Ontology annotation, cellular component: mitochondrion.
GCUUUGCGGGAUUACUUAUUCACUGUGUUCCUGGCUCUGAUCCAAGCCGCCUGUCUCUGCCUCCCGUGUGCAGCUCAUCGGGAAUGCAGCAGGCUCGCAGCCCCCGGGGGCGAGCAAAGGCGGGCGGAAGGGUAACUAAGGCAGCAGACUCGGUCCGGAUGGAUUUCAUUGCCGGGGCCAUUGGAGGUGGUCUAAGCACAGCAGUGGGGUAUCCGCUGGAUACAGUCAAGGUGAGGAUUCAGACCGAAAGGCGUUACAGAGGAAUUUGGCACUGCAUCCAAGAAACGUACAGGACGGAAAAGGUCUGGGGCUUUUACAAAGGCGUAUCUGCCUCCGUCUUCUCGGUAUCACUGAUUUCCUCUGUUUCGUUUGGCACCUACAGAAACUUCCUCCGCAGCAUCUGCAAAUGGCGAUACGGUACAGCUGACGCAAAGCCCUCCAAGCUGGAUAUUGUCCUUGCGGGAAGCGCAACGGGCGCCGUCCGGGUUAUGCUGAUGACACCUAGCGAGGUAGCUAAAGUUCGAAUGCAGACGCAGAGGCGACCGCAUCCGUCUGCGGCAUCUCCCCACUGUGCCUCCAAACCCAAGUACCAAGGAUCUCUGCACUGCCUGAGGGUCAUAGCGAAGGAGGAAGGUUUUGGGGGCCUCUACAAAGGCUGCUCUGCGUUACUCUGCAGGGACUGCUCCUCCUCUGCCAUAUAUUUCCUUACCUAUUCUGUUCUGUGCAACUGGCUUACACCAGAGGGGAAAAAUAAACCAGGUUUCCUGGUUGUGCUGCUUUCUGGUGGCUUUGCUGGGGUCCUGGCCUGGGGAUUAGCUACUCCCAUGGAUGUCAUCAAAUCCCGGCUGCAAACGGACGAGUCGGGACAGCACAAGUACAAAGGCCUCGUCCACUGCGCCCGGGAAAGCGUGAGGCAGGAGGGAGUCAAGGUGCUUUUCAAAGGACUGGGAUUGAACUGCAUGCGCGCGUUUCCCGUCAACAUGGUUGUCUUUGUAACGUAUGAGGCUGUACUGAGGUUUACGAAUCGUCUUACAAAUGAAAAAUAGCUUAUGUCACUCCGUUCAAAGGGGUAUUUUUUAAUUUUUUUUUUUUUUGUAACAACACACACAAAAACCGCUGAACUCUGCUCUCACUGAUGGUCAGGGUAAGAGGAAGGGGCAUUGCAGCACAAAACUAGAUGACUGAUCUUCUCAGUGUACUCUCACAGCAUCGCAAACUCACAAGGAAGUCUUGCACUUUCAGUCAAUUUUCCUUUUAUCCUGUUAACGCACAUAGACUGCAGCUACUGCCCAAGCCACUGAAACGUUUGCAAAUACUCAUGUUCUAAAAAGCUGCCAGUCUGGCUAGAGAUUUUUGACAAAAGAUCCACCUUUUCUACAAAGUACAAAAGCUGAUCUUUACUACCAAGGCAAGAGUCCAGGGCAGUUUGUGUGUGUUAGAUUUAACACUAUACAAUGUGUGCUGUUUAUAUGUAAUACAUUGUAUUGCAUUCAGUUAAUAACAUACGUAUUUGUACUUCAAGCCACAACUGGCUGCCCUUUCGUUCCUCUCUGUAAUUUUGUCCAAGCGCUCCACAAUUAUAUCCCUUUGGAAGCAGCUGGAAUAUGAAUUGCACUGCUUUUUCCUGUGGUCUUUAAAUGAGUGGCAGACCUAGUCUGUUUACAUAACCUCUCUAAUGGCC